Molecule: messenger RNA, 1113 nt
Organism: Prorocentrum cordatum
Lineage: Eukaryota; Dinophyceae; Prorocentrales; Prorocentraceae
Source: the annotation of a GenBank genome assembly
AUGGCCACCUUCAUCGACGACGAGGGGCAGUUCAUCGCCCUCGAGGCUCUCGUGAUCCAGUUGAAGUCAGGCGGGGCUGCCCAGCACCCUGCUUCGCAUAGCGCCUUCUUCAAGGCCCUGACCGAUGCCGACCUCCUCGGCAACCUGUCCAUCGAGCAGAUCCUCGACUACUGCAUCUCCAUCGCCGAGCACGCGUUCCCCUCCGGGUGGGCCGAUAUCGCCAGGGAGGCGUUGGCGCUUGGGAGGGCGCUGUGCAGGGUGGCCAUGAUAUGGGAGAACACACAAGAGGUCUUGCGUUUCGGUUCGUUUCGGGCCAGGUUGAUCAUGCAAGCGAUUGCUUUCGCCAUCGGGAAGCCUGGCGUCGCCAUGAACUCCCGCGACGCCGCAGAGCUGGCGAACCUGACUGCGCAGGUCGGCAGCGGCCUCGCGAGUUGCAUCGACAACGUGGGGCCGCGCGACGUCCAGAUGGCGGGCAAGGAGAAGCAGGCUGAGUGGUGGUCGACGCUAGUGAGUGAUAUGCGCAGGAACCAGCACGCGCUGAAGGACACCACGAAGCAUAGCCCAGUGGCCAACACGGAUGCCGCGACUACCCCUGACGUUGGCGCGGAUGCAGCUCACGGCGCCGAUGGCCCACUAUCCCAGUUCCAGGUCAAGUUGGAGGCGAACGGCGGCGAGGGCGACGGCGGCGUGCUUGCCUGCGACGGCGGGUCCAAUCAGCCUGGGUCCAAGCGUGAGCCCGACGCGCCUAAGAUGGCGAAGAAGGUUCAGGUGCUCGUGACCGAAACUGUCAACCUUGCGAGUUGCUACAGAUUCAGGAUGUCGGCGGACGAGGACCCGCCGCUGAAGAUCGACCUGACGAGCGAUGGCCUGCGCUUGCCGUUCGCUGGCGCGGGCGCCAAUCACCCGCCCAAAGACGGCAUCGAGCUCGGUGAGCUCUACGGCGCCCCGUUCUACGUGGACGGGAACGCGUCGCUCUUCUCGGAGAUCGCGCCCCCCGCCCGCGUGGUCAAGGUCGUCGAGAGCGACUCCGCCAUGGAGAUCUAUUGGCGCGACCUGCAGCUGAACAUGUCCGCGCCGGCGCCGCCAGAAGAAAACGGGCGCGAGCCAGUUCAU